Messenger RNA from Atta colombica, 398 nucleotides. RefSeq names its product ejaculatory bulb-specific protein 3-like. Lineage: Eukaryota; Metazoa; Arthropoda; Insecta; Hymenoptera; Formicidae. The transcript has 2 exons. Bases 21 to 383 code for a protein of 120 amino acids. The record is from RefSeq and is a predicted model, not a curated record.
UUAGUGCAAAAAUAAGACAAAUGAUGGCUCGAUCAAGCUACAUCGUACUCAUCGGUAUUGCACUGAUGUGCGUUCUGGCGGAAGAACUUUAUUCCGAUCGGUUCGACAAUACUGAUUUCUCAAGUAUCCUUCAAAAUGACAAAUUGCGAGAAGAAUAUUACAAUUGUUACAUGGAAAAAAGUCCAUGCCUAACAGAAGACGCGACAUUCUUUCAAGGGAUUAUGAGCGAAAUUAUCCAAACUAGUUGUAAAAAAUGUACUGAAAAACAAAAAGAAAUAUUUACUGCGGCGAAGAAUUGGUUUACACAAAAUAAACCUGAACAAUGGGAAGCUCUUGUCGCAAAAUCUAUUGAGGAUAUGAAAAAGAAGAAUGCUGGUUUAUAAUUGCAGAAAGAAUCG